Messenger RNA from Rhipicephalus sanguineus (brown dog tick), 5017 nucleotides. RefSeq names its product ubiquitin-like modifier-activating enzyme 1. Gene Ontology annotation, molecular function: ubiquitin protein ligase binding; SUMO activating enzyme activity. Gene Ontology annotation, cellular component: cytoplasm; SUMO activating enzyme complex. Gene Ontology annotation, biological process: protein sumoylation; ubiquitin-dependent protein catabolic process. The record is from RefSeq and is a predicted model, not a curated record. The transcript has 23 exons. Bases 1 to 4881 code for a protein of 1626 amino acids. Lineage: Eukaryota; Metazoa; Arthropoda; Arachnida; Ixodida; Ixodidae.
AUGAGCUGCGGGGCCUCGACUGAAUCGUCGGGAGAGAACCCACAUGACAUCGAUGAGAGCCUCUACUCAAGACAACUCUACGUGCUUGGGCAAGAUGCCAUGUUACGCAUGGCACAGUCGGAUGUGCUGGUGUGUGGAAUGGGAGGACUGGGCGUGGAGAUUGCCAAGAACAUCAUUCUGGGUGGCGUCCAUUCGGUCACCAUUCAUGACGAGGCCCUGUGCACGACGCUUGACCUGUCAACGCAGUACUACCUUAGCAAGGAAAGCCUGGGUGAGAACAGAGCCACUGCUUCCAAGGCAUCACUGGCACGACUGAACCAGUAUGUGCGUGUGGAGGCCCAUACGGAGCCCCUGAGCGAAGAGUUCUUGAAGCAGUUCAGUGUGGUGGUGUUGGUGGACACUCCGCUAGACAAACAAGAGGACAUUGGUGCCUUUUUACAUGAAAACAAUAUUUCCCUGAUUGUGGCUGAUACCCGGGGUCUAGCUGGGCAGAUCUUCUGUGACUUUGGUGAGAAAUUCAGAAUUCUGGACCCAAAUGGAGAGGAACCGCUUUCGGUUUCAAUUGCCUGUAUCACCAAGGACACAGAAGGCGUGGUGACCUGCUUGGACCACACGAGGCACGGCUUUGAGGACGGUGACUAUGUCACAUUUUCUGAAGUCAAGGGCAUGACCGAGAUCAACAACUGCUCGCCAAUGAAAGUCAAAGUGCUCGGACCAGACACAUUCUCCAUCGGAGACACAACGCAGUUUGGUGAUUACACCGUAGGUGGUGUCGCAACUCAAGUAAACAUGCCAAAGGACAUCACGUUUAAAUCGUUCCGCGAGUCUAUGGCUGAGCCCGAGUUUGUUACAUCAGACUUUGCGAAAAUGGGUCGUCCUCCACAACUUCACCUUGGUUUCCAGGCUCUCCAGGAAUUCCAACGUUUGCACUCGUGCCUUCCUCGGCCUUGGAACAAGGAAGAUGCAGAAGAGGUCGUCCGAUUGGCCAAAGAGAAGAACACGAUGCUUGUUACACCACUGGACAACGUAGACGAGGCGGUGAUUAUGACGCUCUCGUACGUGUCGGCCGGCUCGCUGUGUCCCAUGCAGGCUGUGACUGGAAGCAUCGCCGCACAGGAAGUCAUGAAGGCAUGCAGUGGAAAGUUUCAGCCGAUUCAGCAGUGGUUCUAUUUCGACGCAUUCGAGUGCCUCCCACAGGACGCAGACGUGUCAGAAGCAAGUGCCAGUGCAAUGCACAGCCGUUAUGCUGGGCAAGCUCGGGUUUUCGGGACUGACAUGCAGGAACAGCUGAUGUCUCGGAAGUACUUUGUGGUUGGCACUGGAGCCGUUGGCUGCGAGCUUCUCAAAAACUUCGCCAUGAUGGGCCUUGGCGGAAACGACGGCCUCGUCCACGUGACCGACAUGGAUGUCAUCGAGCGGUCAAACCUCAACAGGCAGUUCCUGUUUCGACCCGAAGAUGUUGGCCAAAGCAAGUCCACAACGGCUGCGAGAGCUGUUCGUGAAAUAAACCCUGGGGUGAACAUUGCAGCCCACGAAGACAGAGUGGGUCCAAAGACAGAGAGUGUAUACAAUGACGACUUCUUCAAAUCCCUGGAUUGUGUGGUCACUGCCCUGGACAACUUGGAUACAUGCCUGUACAUGGACAAGCGCUGCAUGUACUACCAGAAACCACUGCUCGACUGUGGCGCCAUGGGAACCAAAGGCAACGUACAGGUUGUGAAGCCUGGCCUGACCGAGUCCUAUUCAUUGUCCCAGCACCCGCGAGGGGAAUCAAUACCUGCUGAGACCAUCAAGCAUUUUCCAAACAACAUUAAGCACACCCUGCAGUGGGCACGAGAUCAAUUUGAUGGCCUGUUCAAGGAGCCAGCAAGAAAUGCACUCCAAUAUUUAACUGACCCCAAGUUUCGGCCGAACGUCUUGGAGAAGCCAGAACUCAUAGAAAAGCUGGAGGAAAUGAAGAAGAUGAUUCUCGAUUACCGGGCGACAGACUUCGACGACUGCGUUGCCUUUGCCCAUAUGUGUUUCGAGGAGCAGUACAAGGGAAAGAUAGAGCAGCUUCUUCGUAUUUUCCCCAAAAAUUACGAGACAAAAUCUGGUAUGCCAUUCUGGUCUGGCCUGAAACGCUGCCCUCACCCCAUUGAGUUUGACCCUGAAAAUGCCCUGCACAUUGACUACAUUGUGAGUGCAGCAAACCUGCGUGCCACGAUGUUUGGCAUUCCGCACAUUACGGACCGUAAGGUGAUCGCCGAAAUGUUAUCAAGAGUGCUCAACAAAGUUGAAGUUCCUGCAUUCCAUCCACCACCGAACCCAGACCCAAGUGUUUCCUUCCACCAUGGCAGCUUUGCAGUCAUACAGAAUGACUCAGCACGCUUAGAUCAGGUGAUUCAAGCCCUUGCAGAUUGGGACAAGCUCAAAGACAUGCACCUGACGGCGAUAGAGUUCAACAAGGACAACGACCUGCAUGUCGACUUCAUUGUUGCGGCGUCCAACCUGCGCGCCACCAACUACAACAUAGUGCCAUCAGACAAAGGCAGAAGCAAGCUCAUUGUGGACGAGAUCAUACCGGCCAGUUCCACCACUACGUCACUCGUCGCGGGUCUUGCCUGCCUUGAACUGCUCAAGUUGGCUCAAAAUCACGAAAAGCUGGAGCUCUUCAGGAACAGCUUCGUCAACCUGGCAUUGCCUUUCUUCAGCUUUUCUGAGCCGAUUCCUCCAGCAGAGAAAACGGUGACGACUGCUAUGGAGCCCUGUGACGUCAAAGUUUGUAGCGCUGAAGCAACAGCGAGAAGCUCUGAAAGCUACAUUUUAGAGCUGCAGUUGGAAUUUGACGACAUUUUACAAAAAGGAACAAGAACCAGCGCGUUGGAAGAGAUGCAACGCUCCGUUUAUAAUUUAGUUGCGAGAAAGCAGGAGGAUCAGAUUUACGACUCAGUUUGCCACGCAUUAAUCACACGGUUAAGGAAAGUGCGGGCCACCGUUUUGGAUAAAGUGGACGAGAGGUUUGUCGAGACAGUGACCCAGGCCUGGAGAGAGUAUAUUGAAAGAGCAAGAAUGGUUUGUGAUGUUGUGGAGUACCUCGAGAAAGUAGUUGUCCCACAGAGCCACCUAGAUUGCUUAAGAAGGAAGAGCGUUAAGCUUUUCCGUGAUGAAGUGUUGCGCUGCAGAGAUGUGCAAGCAAAGCUCUGCAAUACUAUGCUCCGCCUGGUGAAGGAGGACCGGAAAGGCGGCAGACCUGUGAACAGGGCAAUUCUGAAAGAAGCGUGUGACAUGUUAGCCGCUGUUGACACAGACUCAAACGCACUGUAUGAGCAAGUGUUUGAGAGAGAGUUUCUGAAGGAGUCAGCUGAGUUCUACACUACACUUGACCUUGACUUGAAGGAGAACUCAAACUACAUCUCGCAAGUGGAGGGGCUUCUUGAAAAAGAAUCAGAGUUGUCGAAGUCCUGUUUCAGAGGUUCAACGGUUGAUGAAUUAAUCAGUGUUCUUAUCGAAGAACUGGUGCUAAAAAAGGACUCCCUCAUGCGUUGUAUUUUGUCUGACCAAAACACCGCAGAGCUGGCACGUAUUGUUACUAUGUGCAGGCCCAUAAACAAUGGCAUUGCCAUGGUGGUUAGUGCUGUCAGCAAGCACACACUUGAGAUGGGCGAGGCUUUUGUUAGUGGUCACAGCAAUACACCGAAUGUAGCUGCUCUCAUUGGCAUGAAAAAAUACCUUGAUCACAUUGCAGAACAAUGUUUUGACAGUGAUGAAAGGGUGAAAGAGGUGUUCUCAGAGGAUUUCGCACGCAUCAUUCUCAUGAACAGUGAAAUGCCAAGUCAUCUAGCUGCGUUUGUUGUUGAUACUAUUGAGAAGAGUAUAACAAAUUUUGAAAGGCAGCUGUUGACCGAUGUCGAAGAGUGCUGCAGAAUCUUAAAAUUGGAUAAGGAAAUUUUUGAGAUGUACUGUCAGUUCUUCUGGGCCAAGAAGCUACUGAUGCACAAUGAUAAAAGCUCCGAAGAAACGGAAAAACCAUCAGCUGUAGAGCUACAAAGAUAUUUCACUCAAGAGUUCGUGUCCUGGAUGCAAGCUUUCGACAAAGAGUUGCAAACGUCACAAGGCAUUGCGCUGGAAUUCAAAAAGUUGCAUCCCUCUGCGACGAUAAAUGUGUCCACUCUUCAGGCGGGGUUAUUGCCCGUACCUUACGAGACUCAAAAAACAAUAAUCGCCCAAGAUCCAUGGAAAGAGUUCAGGGUAUUUAAGAACUUCUAUUUUGAAAGGCACGUUAAAAGGCAAUUGAUCCUUCAGCCUAACCUGGGAUCGGCGAGCAUGAGUGCUCUUUUUCAAGGGCCUCAGUCACCGCGAAAAUAUGCUUUAUGUGUUACAACACACCAAAUGUGCAUCUUGCUGCUGUUCAAUGACUGCAACAAAAUGUCCUUUCGUGACAUAGCGGACAGGACAAACAUACCUAAUGCAGCACUCAUUUGCGCCCUGAAGUCACUCAUUGAAGAAAGGAGCAGCUCCACAUCUUUGCUCUUCAAAAGCCCCUCAUCAGAGUCUGUGAAUUUUGAUGAUUUUUUUAUUGUAAAUGAGGAGUUCAUGUCGAAUGGAUUAGCAGACUUUACAAAAGUACCUGCAGAGACCAAAUUUUUAAUGAAGAGCACCGAACCGCAUUACUACAUUGAUAAGCAGCGGAUGUUUCAAGUAGAAGCCACUAUUGUUAGAAUCAUGAAAGCACAAAGGAAAAUGGCACAGAAUGAACUACUGUGCGAAGUAAACAAAGAACUUGGAGGUAAAUAUACCAUUAGUCCUGCAGCCUUUCAAAAGAGAUUGGAUUCUCUAGUCCAGAGACAGUUCAUUGAGAAAGCUUUCGAGGAUCCCACCAAGUACAGUUACGUGCCGUGAAACGCUGCAGCGUCCUACUGCAGCAAGACAUGCUGCAGACAUGGCAUAGCAAUUUCACUUUGCAAGACAUGGCAAUUUAACUUUGUUUCAAUCAGUAUGUAUUCAAGUUACAAUUUUGACAAUUAAUUAAAAAGAC